AUGGAAUCUUUAUCCCUGAAGAAAGAAAGUGUCGGAAGGCAGAGGUUAUCCUGGCAUUAUGCUCCUUCUUUCCUUCUCCUUUGGCUGUCUCUUUUCUUUGCCAUUGUGAUCCCCUUGUACAACCGGCUUCCAGAUAAGAUUAACGCCUCUGAAGAAUCUGUUAAGCCAGGAGAAUUUGUGGCAGAAAGAGCAAUGAGCCAACUCUAUGUGUACGAUAGAAUCGGACCCAAAGUUACAGGCAGUUAUGCGAACGAGGUGAAAACAGUUGCUUUUCUUCUGAAUGAAGUGGAAAAGAUUAAAGAGCAAAUGCUUAGUGAUCUGUACGAGAUCGAGGUGGAUGUUCAGACGCCUUCGGGUGGCUUUUCAUUUGGGAGCAUGGUGAGCAUGUAUCAGGGAAUUCAAAAUAUAGUCGUCAAGCUGAACGCCAAGCAAUCCCAGAGUGAAAAUUACCUCCUGAUCAACAGUCACUUUGACUCGAAGCCAGGAAGUCCAAGUUCUGGCGAUGAUGGCACCAUGGUUGUGGUAAUGCUGGAGGUUCUUCGCCAAAUGGUUAUAUCGAAGACGCCUUUUGAACAUCCAAUAAUCUUCCUGUUCAAUGGAGCUGAGGAGCUUGGACUCCAGGGUUCUCACGGCUUUAUAACGCAGCACAAGUGGGCAGCGAACUGCAAGAUGGUUAUAAACCUAGAGGUGGCCGGCAGUGGAGGUCGUGAUAUCUUGUUUCAGACUGGCCCCAAUAAGCCUUGGCUCGUGAAGUAUUACCAACACUAUGCUAAGCAUCCAUUUGCCACAACAAUAGCCGAGGAGAUCUUUCAGGGAGGACUUUUGCCAUCGGACACGGAUUUUCGAAUCUUUCGGGACUUUGGGAAUGUGCCUGGUUUAGAUAUGGCCCAGAUCAACAACGGCUACGUUUACCAUACAGUCUUUGAUGCUUUUAAGGUUAUUCCAGGACGAUCUGUUCAGAAUACAGGAAAUAAUGUUCUCGCCCUAGUGAGAGCCUUCUCAAAUGCCAGUGAAUUGUACGAGACGGAGAAUGACGAUGAUGGACAUACUGUUUUCUUUGACUUUCUUGGCCUUUUCUUUGUAUAUUACACAGAGACCACUGGGAUUAUUAUGAACUACUGCUUUGCAGUGAUCAGUUUGGUUCUGGUGGGAUGUUCUCUCUGGAGAAUGGCUCGUCAGUCGGAGAAGGUGUCGCUACCCCAGAUAUCCUUGUGGUUUCUCAUUAUUCUAGGACUGCAUGUAGUAGGAGUUCUUCUGUGCUUUGGCCUGCCUCUACUGAUGGCAGUGCUCUUUGAUGCAGGAGAUCGAUCGAUGACCUACUUCACCAGCAACUGGCUGGUGUUUGGCUAUUACAUAUGCCCCUCAGUCAUUGGUCUUGUACUGCCUUUGACCCUGUACUACACCCUAAAGCCAAAUAACAAACUAAGUCAUGGAUACCAUCUCCAGAUGAGCCUGCACUCCCAUUUGGUGGUCCAGGCCCUGCUCGCAAUUAUUUUUACUGCCAUGGGAAUGCGUUUCCAGUACCUCUGUCUAAUUUCUAUGAUCUUUUAUGGAGGUGCUCUACUGAUUAACCUAGUGAGCACUUUGCAAGAUCGUGGCAACUAUUGGGCUGUAAUUGUGAUAUGCCUUCAGGUGCUCCCCUUUUGCUACUUCUGUUAUGUAAUCUAUAUGCUUCUCGUGGUAUUGAUUCCUAUUACUGGAAGAUAUGGUAUGGGCACAAACCCUGAUCUGAUGAUAGCUCUGAUUUGUGGCAUCUGCACCUUCUUUGCUUUGGGAUUUAUUGCUCAAUUCAUCAAUAUUUUCCGCUGGCCGAAGCUUAUACUCCUUGGCUUGGGAGUCGUAACCUUUAUUUUCUGUAUGAUUGCUGUCUCGGAGGUGGGUUUUCCCUAUAGACCCCAGACCAAUGUGAUGCGAGUCAAUCUUGUGCACACUCAACGACUCUUUUACGAGUUCGAUGGCUCUUUGAGCCACAGUGAUUCUGGUUACUACUUCACAUAUAUGGACAGGCGGGGACUUAAUCCGCUCAAGGACUCCCAGCUCAACCUGACGGGACUGGUGCCCAUAGAACCAGACUGCGACAAGUAUGUGAUGUGUGGUGCUCCCUGCCUAUACUCUUGUGGCAGUCGGAAAAGUGCCCGUUGGCUGCCUCGCGACUCGGAUGUUGUUACACCUGGGAAUAUUAUACUAAGAUUAUUGGAAAGAACUACAAAUCAACCCCAGAACACUGUCAGAUAUGAGUUUGAGGUAUCUGGUCCGCCUCACAUGAAUAUCUUCGUUCAGCCAGUGGGUGAUUCUAAGGUCACAGACUGGUCUUUUGUGGGAAAUGCCCCUGAAAAAGCUCAGCCGCCCUACUACGUAUUCUUUAACUAUGGAAUAGAUGACACUCCUUUGAAGUUCUCUAUUGAAUUAACAAAGUCCGAUGGUGAUUUUAGUAAGCCCCUCUUGGAGCUCGCCGUUGUGGGACACUUCAUCAGCCACGAUUAUGACAGGGAUGCAGAGGCUCUAAAGUUCCUUGGGGACUUCCCCGACUAUGUAUUUGUGGUGGAAUGGCCUUCUAUACUCAAGCGAUAUAUUUUAUAA
Molecule: messenger RNA, 2580 nt
Organism: Drosophila kikkawai
Lineage: Eukaryota; Metazoa; Arthropoda; Insecta; Diptera; Drosophilidae
Product: endoplasmic reticulum metallopeptidase 1-like
Biological process (GO): proteolysis
Molecular function (GO): metalloexopeptidase activity
Source: RefSeq, a predicted model, not a curated record